GACCUGUCAUUGUCCACUGCAACAGGUGAGGGCUGAGCCUCGACUUUCCAACUUCUCCAGACGUCCUCGCACUUCACAGUCCUGGAACAGCUUUAAUCAUGGCCACAAACGUCCAAGAAAACAUAUAUGAACAAAUCGAAGUGACGAACGAAAACGUAUACGAGAAGCCCUAUGAGACCAUAAACAGCAACCCAGAGCCGAAAUAUGAGAAUCAAGGCAUGAGUAAGAAAAUUCAAGAGGAACCGUUGUACAGCACGGUCAAUCAACCGUAUCCAGACUACAUGAAUACGAGAGGAACAUCUCAAGAGGAAGACGAACAGCCGUCACCCUCCAGUGAACCAGGAGAGCAGCUCGAAAGCGAGAUCAUGGUGGCAUCUCUGCCGAAUGGAGAUAUUUAUGGAUCUUCAUCUUUAGAGGAAACUGGAGACCCUUGUGAUGACCAGCCCUCACUGGUCCACGAAGACCUGCUCAUGGCAUACAGUCUCCCAGAAGACGGAUCUCCAGAACCAGAGGAGGUAGUUGACUACAGCCUGAAGGAAGUGGAGAACAGCACCGUGGAAGAGACAGCUGCAGUUCCCGACCCGAAUCAGCCUAAUAUUGCACUUUUUGUCAAGGCUGGUUGUGAUGGUGAGAGCAUCGGAAACUGUCCUUUCUCCCAACGACUCUUCAUGAUCCUCUGGCUCAAAGGUGUGGUCUUUAACGUCACCACUGUUGACCUGAAGAGAAAACCAGCUGAUUUGCACAAUUUGGCUCCAGGAACUCACCCUCCUUUCCUGACCUUCAACGGUGAGGUGAAGACAGACAUUAACAAGAUUGAGGAGUUUCUGGAGGAGGUUUUGGCACCACCAAAGUACCCUAAACUUGCAGCCAGGCACAGGGAGUCAAACACAGCUGGGAAUGACAUAUUUGCAAAGUUCUCAGCUUUCAUAAAAAACACUAAGCCAGAUGCGAAUGAAGCUCUGCAGAAGGGUUUAACAAAGGCACUCAAGAAGUUGGACGACUACCUGAACAGUCCCUUGCCUGAUGAGGUAGAUGCCGACAGUAUGGAGGAGGAGAGGGCCUCCAGCCGCAAGUUCCUGGAUGGGAAUGAGCUGACUCUGGCAGACUGCAACCUGCUGCCAAAGCUCCACAUAGUGAAGGUCGUUGGCAAGAAAUAUCGGAACUAUGACAUUCCCAAUGAUUUGACAGGCGUGUGGCGUUACCUGAACAAUGCGAAUGAGCAAGAAGAGUUCACCAACACCUGUGCCGCUGACAACGAGAUCGAAUUAGCAUACAAAGAUGUGGCUAAGAAGCUAACUAAGUAAACAGAAAAAAAAAAAAUAAUACUUGGGGGUAAAUCUUUUCUUGGGGAAGAGAUGAUAUUUUCCAUGUAAUUCAAAGCUGUUGAUCCCAAACUACAAGUUAGUAGUUUCAUUCAUCCAGGGUCCUGAUAACCAAUCAUAAAUUCAGUUAAAGACUGGUGCUCUGUUAUGAAACACCACAUUUGCCUGUCUGCGAGUACCGUGACUCAAAUGUGAAUCCAAAACAUCAGCCAAUCCUCACCAGCUCUCACUCAUCUGUUGCUCAUAUAAACAUUGUCCCAAGCGACUUUAUUAUUGUAUCUCUAUUUAAAGAGAAUUCACAUUGCUGUUUUCUGUAGUUCUUCCUGUUUUAUACUAUUUAUCAUAUUAUGCACUGUUUCUUGAGACAUGGAACAAAAUGUCACACAACUUAAUUGCAUUAAACUUAAUUGCAUUACAUUUUUUAUGAUUCAAAUGAAAUGGUACUGUUUAUACAGUAAGACAUUAUCAUUCACAACUUCUGAAACCACCUUCCCUCAGCCUGAAACUUAGGCUAAUUCUUCAUAAAGAUUUAAAUAUAUAAUAAACUUAAGCAAAAUCUGACAAAUAAAUAUGUAAUUAAAAUAAAAAAAAACACACACACACACACACACAAAAAAAACAUGACAAUGUUUCGAAAGGUAGUGUAAACUUGUAACUUUUUUUUGUUUAACCUAUUUUGUCCCAGUACUCAAGAAUUGGUGCAUAGCAUAACCUCUCUGAUUAUUUUCUAGUAGUCAUACAUGACAGCUGAAAAAAGCGCUUGUUCAGGUAUUUCAAAUAUGUAAGAAUUAUUCACACAUAUUUCCUAUGGUUUUACAAUGUCUGUCAAUAUUGCGUUCCAUUAUGUUUUCAUUAUUAUUUGUGUAUAACAGAUGAAAAGAUCUGAUGUGAGCAGCAGGAUAAACUUAAAGCAAAAAGGUACAUCCUGGGCAGCUUCAAAACUAAUCAUAUAUAAUUUAUGGAUUUGUACAUGUUUCAUGCAAUUUUGUUUUUCUGAAGGAGCACUAAAAUAUUUUUUUUUUUUUUUUUUUUUUUUUUUUGAGGUGCAAAAUGAUUUAAUGAGGUGCUAAUUUGAUAUGUGCCUUCAUUAAAAGAAAUGCAGUGUGGCAAAUACAGCUUAUUAAUGCUGUUAAUGAUCAUUUCUACAUUACUAUGCUGCUGUUUUAAAGCCACUAGCAGAGUUUUCGUAAAAUGUUUGUAGAAAAUUCUUCAUUGCCUCAUCAUGUAAUUUCCAUGUAAAGUACAAGUUGUUCAAACUUUCCUCUGUUAUUCCUCACAACUCAUAUCAUUUUAUCUUAUAAUUUAGUUUGGGCUUAUCUCAAAAUGUUUGACAUCAAUCAUUCCUGGAUAUAUCACACUUAAAUAUUUAUUCACAACCCUGUUCAUGGGAAAUUAACAAGCUGAGAUGGAAAGGAGAUUCACAACACACAGCGGUCCACCGAAAUGGAGAAUAAGGAAAUCUGAUCGGGCGUUCGUCCAGGUCUCCUCCUCUCCACUUAGCACUGCUGGAAUAUCAUAGGGCCCAUGAUAGGUCCUUGUGGAGCUCCUGCUCUUGUGUGGUUUGGACAAGCGUUUGAUAUGAAAUUAGAGUGUGGCGCCAGAGAGGCCUAUUCCGAGUGAAGCUCUAUGAAUAAAACAAUAUUUUCACAGA
Molecule: messenger RNA, 2973 nt
Organism: Cyprinus carpio (common carp)
Lineage: Eukaryota; Metazoa; Chordata; Actinopteri; Cypriniformes; Cyprinidae
Product: chloride intracellular channel protein 5-like
Exons: 6
Coding region: 99-1304 (401 amino acids)
Source: RefSeq, a predicted model, not a curated record